Molecule: messenger RNA, 3633 nt
Organism: Spirometra erinaceieuropaei
Lineage: Eukaryota; Metazoa; Platyhelminthes; Cestoda; Diphyllobothriidea; Diphyllobothriidae
Source: the annotation of a GenBank genome assembly
AUGGGCUCACCCCUCGGCCCAGUCCUCGCAAAUGCCUUCAUGGGCAAAGUCGAGAUGACAAGUUUACAAGACACCAUUAAUGACCUCAGAUUCUACGGUCGGUACGUGGACGAUAUUUUCUGCCUGACGGAUGUUACCACCGACACAGACGCCCUGAUUCAACAAUUCACACCCCUCGCUAACGUUCUCUGCAGAGUUUGAGGCAGACAAUGAAAUCGCGUUCCUGGACGUUCUUCUGCACAGACAAGAAGAUGGAUCUAUCCAACGUAGGGUAUUCCAAAAGAAAACCUGGACGGGACAUUACAUUUCUUUUCACAGUUUUGUUCCCCUAAAUAUUAAACGCAAUUUGGUCCAGGGAUUGGCAGCUAGAGUGCGAUGCAUCUGCUCUCCUGAGACUGUGGAGGCAGAACGCCAGCAGCUGCGGGAUACACUCCACGAAAACGGAUAUCCAGAAAGAUUUAUCCUUCGAAAUAUAGGGGAGCGCACUGCAAAACCUACCAUGGCAACUGCAGAAAAGAAGGACUUAUUUAUAAGAUUGCCUUUUCAAGGAGACGCAGCAAGUGAACUGGUAAAAAGACGUCUGAAGACAGCGAUCACUAGCGCUUUCCCCGCGGCGAACUUACGUGUAUGUUUCACUAACUCUCCCCUCCUACGCUUGGGAGGUAAAGACCGACUCCCGUUGCAGGCCACAUCGAUGUGUAUUUAUUCAUUCACUGGCUUCUGUGGAGCGGGGUACAUUGGUCGUACAACGAGGCGCUUGGAAAAGAGGGUACGUGGACACAUACCGGUCUAGCUAGGCAAAGUUGAAAAGAAAUCGAUCUCGAGUUCUAUUCUCGCACAUCUUUUCGAUACGAAUCACCGAGUCGAUGCCAAAGAAGCCUUUCAGAUUGUCGACCGGAUACCAGGAAGCUUCUCCAGAGGCCUACGCCAACGGGUGCUAGCUACAGCCGAGGCAGUGGCUAUAGGGCUAGAAAAUCCAGUGCCAUGCUGUCAGAAGACUCUGACACAGGCGCUCUGACUUCCGUGGCCAACGCCGACCCCAAUGUCGCCCCAACCUCCUGAUGGCAGGGUGUGUGCACAACGUACCCGACGUACUCACAGCCUAUGUCCCCCCUCUCCCUCGCCCCUUUGACCCAAUGACCACGACACGCCGACCACGCCAUAGCACGCCUCGUCAUGCGAGUGGCGUGGGAACGAUGAUUGGCGGGUGAGCGAUGGAUGUUAAUUGUCCCCCAAUCACUUGUAAGCCAUGUAAUUCGCAUAACUUAAACUUCUUUGUAACCGUUUUGGCCUGAUGAAGAGUUACCGUAAACACGUGUUCGCCAAUUUGACUUUUGAAAUUGUGCACUGUUUGACAAUAUUAUUUUUCGAAGAAUAGAGGAGGCAAACACACGAAAAUUCCUUGUUAACCUAUAUAAUGCUCGUUCAUGCAGACUACUCUAUUAGUAAAGUAGCACUAAUUGGCAGCUUUCAAAAAUCUUCUUAAAUUAUAUUUUGGAUAAAUGCCCACUAACAAUUUUGUAGAUAGUGGAUAGUUGAAAGUCUCAUAUUGAGCGAAAUCUCCCACAAUGUCUUGCAGAUAUUUGGGCGCUCAAAGGGACUCCAACGUACGGACUGGCUAAGUGGCUGUUCCGGCGUCUCAAGUUCCUGACCGCUGAGUCAGACACCACGGUCUCUUCGCCAGCAAAAUUCCAGGAGAAACUCAAAGGGGCAAGCCUCCAUCCAAAUGCGGUUAUGGUAUCUUUUUAUGUUACACCCCCUUUUUACUUCUAUUCCCCAGGACCUGGCGAUCGAGACAAUUGAGCUGCUACUACAAAGCAAAUACGAUGAAACGGAGAAUUGUCCUGUACACGCCCAAAUCCUUCAGCACCUGAAGCUCUGUCUCAGGACGUACUUCACGUUCGACGGGACAAUCUACGAACAGGUGAAGGGCACACCAAUGGGUUCACCGAUUUCGGGGUUCAUCGUUGAGGCGGUCCUGCAACGGUUAGAGUCGCUGAUCUUCCAACACCACAGGCCGAAAUUCUGGACACGGUAUGCAGAUGAUACUUUCGUCGUCAUCAAUCGGGAUCAGGUGCUGACGUUCAAAAACCAUCUCAACGCCGUCUUCCCGGACAUACAAUUUACGAUGGAGGAGGAAGAGAACAACCAGCUGGCCUUCCUGGAUGUCCUCGUAUGCCGCAAGGAUUGUGGUGGACUAAAGACCAAAGUGUUCAGGAAAGCGACAAAUACGAUGCAAGUACUGAACUUCAACAGCAACCACCCAAUCAGCCACAGACGCAGUUGUGUAAGGACGCUCUAUCGGCAUGUCGAAACGCACUGCAGGGAGCCGGAAGACAAGAUCACUGAAAUCCAGUAAGUGGGCUAACUUAUGAAAACUCAACAGAAAUUCCGAAAUGCGUUUCCGUUUCGACAAGAUUAAUUAAGUAGGAUUGUAAAACUAAAUAUCAAGCAGCAUAAAUUCAUAAUAAUUCAGUUACCUCAGGAUGCUAGCUUUCGAGCGAACUUCUUCCCGACUGUAUCUAAAAACUAAACUCCCUGGAAAAUGACUACUUAUGCAGUAUGCAUUUUUUUAUUGAUUUCCGAUACCCUUAAAGAUUCAUUUAUAUUUCAUGAAAAACAUACAUAAGAAGGCUACAUCAGAGGCUGAAUAAUGUCUUUCCGGCCAUACACUUCACCCACGAAGAGGCAGAAGGAGACAGUCUGUCGUUUCUGGACGUAAAAAUACAGAGGCAGGCCGACGGCAAUCUCGCAACUAGCGUCCAUAGAAAAGAGUCUGAUUCUGAGAUCAUCUUUAAUUAUGGAAGCAAUCACCCUGCGGCUCACAAAGGAAGCUGCGUCCGAACUCUCUUCCACCGGGCCUACGUUAUUGCAGCAAUGACGAUCUGCUGAAGAAAGAACUAGGUUAUAUAUAUCGGCUAUUUCGAUCUAACGGGUACCCGGUCAGUUUUGUGAAGAACUACCUCAGGCGUCGGGCACAAACUCGAGGCCCCUCUUCAGAUGGAGAAACCGUGACCGAGAAAUUCCUCCCCCUGCCCUAUAUGCAGGGCACCUCAGAACUGAUCGCCCGUCAGCUAAAUCACUUCGGUAUCCGCGUUUCCCACAAGCCUGCGUCCUCGCUGCGCACAGUCUUAAUUCGAGUAAAGGAUUCUAUCUCCAAAGAGGAACAGACUAACGUCCUCUAUCGCAUCCCGUGUGCCAACUGUCCCUGCGUAUAUGUUGGUCAUACAGGACUAGCUGUCUGUUGUCGUGAUCCAGUGCGACCACCGUUUUAAUUGGGAUAACACCGAGGUCAACGCCACGGCCAACACAAAACGGGCGAGAGAAGUCCUAGAGGCAUGGCACUCUAACGCGGACAGCAUCAACCGCCACGUUGACCUAGACGCCCAUUAUGAGGGCCUAAGAUCACGCCUCACUAAGCCGAGCCCCACGCCGCAUCAGCAGCCGUUAAUCCAGGCGCCCGCAGCUCUGCCAACCAACCAUUCUCCCUCCCCUCCAACACGGGGAGCCGUAACGUUUCCCCCCUCCCCCUUCCUGCCCUCCCGGCUCAGAACCCAGCAUGACGCCCCCAUCCCUCCUCACACGCUGAUGGUCUGCCCGUCCAUGUUUGUCCUGUCGCGUCUACUAGUCUAG